GAAAAAGAGCAGCACCUGUUCAAGAUGGAAAAUGAGUGGCUUGAGAGGGAGAAACGUCACAAACAGGAGGAGUACAGGGAAAUAUUGCUCAGAGCAGCACAGGACAAGAAGAAUAGUCUCAACAAAGAAAGACAGAGUGAACUUGCCUUAGAGACAGAGAUAUUGGAAAAAUGCCUUCAGGACCCUCAGAAGGAUGCUGAGGAGAAAACAAAAAGAAAACGAGAGCUGCAAAGGGAGCAACAGGCUUACCUGGCACACCUGGCUCAACAGCUGGAAGAUGAGAAAGAGAGAAAGAAAGAAGAUGAGAAGCUCUUCAAAGAAGAGAAUGAUCAGGUUUGGGCCAAGAGAGCUGAGCAAAUGAAACGAGACAGGGAGGCUCGGAAUCAGCUGCUGAGAGAUGUCAUGAGCACGAGACAACUGCAGGUUGCAGAGAAGUUGCAGGAACACACAGAGGAGCAAAUAGAAAUUGCUGAAGAGAGGAAGUUACUAGCUGAAGCAAUUGCAGAGUUAAAACUUUGGGAAGAAGAAAAGCGUGCAAGAAAAGCAGAGGAAGCCAGGGAGUACGGAGAGCAGCUCAGGACCCAAAUUGCCUAUCAAGAGUGGGCCCGAGGUGCUGAGGAAGAGGAGAACCAGCAAGAGUACAAAUCAAGUCUGUCAGCAGAGAAGGAUUACCAAGAAAGGGUACAGGCCAUCCUGUCAUCACCCUGUGAGUCCGUAGCAAACCCUCAUCCUCUAAGAGCAGCACUUGUGCCUGACUUCUAA
This is a messenger RNA of Acanthisitta chloris (rifleman), 762 nucleotides long. RefSeq names its product trichoplein keratin filament-binding protein-like. The transcript is spliced from 4 exons. The annotation marks the transcript as partial. The record is from RefSeq and is a predicted model, not a curated record. Lineage: Eukaryota; Metazoa; Chordata; Aves; Passeriformes; Acanthisittidae.